UACAAGCCCAAAAUUCUUAUUCUUAGACCUUAAAUUUCUGUCAUAAUGUGAACAGAUAAACCGUUUCAAUGGCCACUGCUAAAGAACUAGUUGUGACAGAGACUCAAGCAUCAGAGGCAACCAAGAGUCGAACUGAGGAUCCCGACACAAUCAGCGAUCAACGACCAUCUGUCUUGGAAAACCACGGAUACACCCUUGGAAGAAUCAUAGGAACAGGCUCAUAUGCCACUGUGAAACUAGCAAGAUCCGAGAGGCACCAGGAUCAAGUCGCUAUAAAAAUUGUUUCCAAGUUUCAAGCUCCUAAAGAUUACCUACUCAGGUUCCUUCCUCGAGAAAUUGAAGUCGUAAAAGGACUAAGACAUCCAAACUUGAUUAAAUUUUUACAAGCAGUGGAAACGACUCACAGAGUGUAUAUAGUCAUGGAAUACGCUGAAAAGGGAAGCCUAUUGGAUAUCAUUAGGAAGGAAUCCCACAUUGAUGAGGAUCGAGCAAAAAAUUGGUUUACCCAGUUAGCAGACGCUGUCCGUUAUUGUCAUGAUCACGGGGUCGUUCAUAGAGACGUGAAAUGUGAAAAUCUCCUCAUGGAUGGGAGUUACAAUUUGAAAUUGUCAGAUUUCGGGUUUGCUCGUGGCAAUAUGAAACCUCGCAGUGAUGGAAGUCCGGUUUUGAGUGAAACGUUUUGUGGUAGCUACGCGUACGCCUCACCAGAGAUUCUGAAAGGAAUCGCUUAUGACCCGAUGCUAUCUGACGUGUGGUCGAUGGGAGUGGUGCUUUACGCAAUGGUAUUUGGUAAACUUCCUUUUGAUGAUACCAAUUACAACAAGCUGGUUAAACAGGUUCAAUCCAAACUGAAAUUCCCCUCAGAACCGGUUGUAUCAGAACGGUGCAAGACUAUGAUUGGGAAGCUUAUCGCUCCUCUUAAAACUCGAUUGAAAGUCAGCCAGAUACCUAAAGAACCAUGGCUGCUCGUUUCGACUGACACUGUUGACAAGGAAGUGGUGAAAGUGAAUUCAGCCGGAUCAGCAUGAUGAACUACAAGUUUUCCAUUUGAUAAAAACAAACUUAAUCAUGUUAUUAUAGUCUUAACAUUUUUAAUAAAUUUUUCUAAAAUUACAAA
Macrosteles quadrilineatus (aster leafhopper) is the source of this 1117-nucleotide messenger RNA. RefSeq names its product testis-specific serine/threonine-protein kinase 3-like. The transcript has a single exon. Bases 69 to 1028 code for a protein of 319 amino acids. Gene Ontology annotation, molecular function: tau-protein kinase activity; ATP binding; protein serine/threonine kinase activity. Gene Ontology annotation, biological process: intracellular signal transduction; protein phosphorylation; microtubule cytoskeleton organization. The record is from RefSeq and is a predicted model, not a curated record. NCBI's taxonomy places the organism in Eukaryota, Metazoa, Arthropoda, Insecta, Hemiptera, Cicadellidae. Gene Ontology annotation, cellular component: cytoplasm.